UCACAGCUAAACAUGAUUUCAGGCAGUCGCUUACCGGCCGUCGGAGGAGCUGCAUCGCUGCCGGCCGCCGUUCCCGCGUCCGAAACAUCGCACCGGUCCGGCUUGUUUGUAUAGGGAUGUUUGUUCCUAGAUAGUGCGCCCCACAAACCCUGAAUGGAAGGAUUCCUUGUGUUGUGAGACUAAGUGUGGACGACUCGGAGUUCAUUGUGAAAGUGUUGUGUCAUUGAUGGUCAGUUACGAUGUUGCAAUACUCACGUUAUAAUUGAGACUGAACCAAUCAAUGACAGUUCUUUGAUUCUUAUUGAACAUAAAAUAAAAGUGGACGGAGGAAACAUUUGCGAACGAAAUAACGCAAACGUUGGAGGAAUUUGCAAAAAAUACAAGGAAUAAUUUUGACAUAUUUGACACCCCGGCUCUCUGGAGAGAAACUUAAUGCUCGAUGCCGUGGCAUUUCGGGAUACAUCGUUAAAAGAUAACUUGAAAGAAAACUGCGUAUGGCCGAAAGAUACAACAGGAGUCCAAUUAAAGCGUCGUCGUACGCUGUUUGGACAUAUCAAAAUGGUUUCAAUAGAAACGACAAAUAUAAGCAAGCUCGUGACUUGAAUGCUGACAGUGAAAGAGAAAAACAAAAUGUUCUUGGAAGUACAGUUGCAAAAAACAAAAACUCUGAACACGGAGACAGAGUUAGCGAUAGUGUUAUAGCGCCACUAUCCGAUUCACUAGAAGAUACAUCAGAAGAUGAGGAGGUUAGAAAAAAUGUAUGGAGCGACGUGGACGACGAACUUUACAUAGCGAAUUUAAUCAAAGAGAGGACUUCAAAUGAAGUGAAACGCGACAAACGUGAUACUAGUGGUUAUUUAAGUGAUAGUGAUAUCAGUGAGAAGGUUGUGAGUAGUGUUAAGUUAGAUUACGCGAUGUGGGAGAUAGAACCCACGGAUUUGACGGAGUGCGACUGUCUUGGCCCUCCGCCGGAGUUCCUGCUGCCGCCGCCUCCUCGACCACCGUUCCUGCAGGCGGAGUAUUACUGCGGGGACGAUCCUAUUCCUGAUUUGGAGACUUGCGACACGGAACCAAAGAUAGACGCGUACAACCACAGCGGGCCGUCGCUGCAGACAUCGGCGGUGAUCGCGCUGUGCUCCAUCGUGCUCAUCGUUGGAGUCCUCAUAGGUGCCAUCCUUGUUUGGAAACACAAAAGGAAAGUAACCAACCUUCUGCCUUCAAAGUCCUCGGCCCCCACCCAGGGCAGUGGGUCCCAACGCCGGGCUCCACCUCCAGCACCUCUUUACGAAGACCUGCAGGACCUGCCAAGGAGGCCACCAUUACCACAUAGACCAGAACUGGAACCACAGUUGGAGAUGGUGGAAACGAAAAGACCAAACUGCCCAAGCCGAGUCUUCGUUUGCGGCUCAGGCGGCACGUGGCGAGGUGGGAACAGCUGUGGUGGCGACACCUGUGGGGCUCCUCUAUACGAAGAGUUACCCCACAGGUCAGACGACUCCCUACACAGUGACGACCACUUCGCCGAAGACGAACUCAGCCUCGUCGGCGAGGCAGCUCCAUGUCGAACCUGCUCAAGACCACCAGCCCCCCAGUCUCUUCCCCAUCGGCCUAGACAACAGCGAAUGGAUAGAAGACCCAAGUCUUUGGAAAGACGACGGGCACAACACAGAAUGCAGCGUCAUAUCCAUCCACCAGGACCGCCUGAUCCUACAGAGUUCCAUGAAGGUGUUCUUUUGGAUGCUCUAUUAAGAUUGUAUCCUCAAGUUGGAACGGUUGGAGCAAGGCCACAAGGCCCCCUGCCGAUGAGUGCGGGAGGUGCCUGGCCUGGCGGUGAAUUGCCAGGAAUUGCCUGUUGGAGAGGACCCCGGGCUUCACCGAAGCCUCCCAGUGGAGACUCCUCAUUUGGCUCGGAUUCCGGCUAUAGUAAUAAUACGUGCGGGACGUGCGGCACUCGGGCAUCGUCCAGACACCGAUUGUCUGCAGAGAUACCGAUGUCAUGAACAGACAUGUCGUGCUCUCGGCUACUGAUGUGACAGUCGUGCCAUAACACUUCCAGUGAAUAGUGACGAAGUGAAUAGUGUUGAAUCACGGUUAAUGUAAUCAAUUUUGCAUUUAGUAGUUUUACUUUGUCUUUCAUGGCCUAACUUAUUCAGCGGCCUCAAUUCUCUCAUGCCUUCCGAGACGGUGAACUUAAUCGUUGAAUAUUAGUUACUGUCGAAUAUUUAUGAACCUUAAACGUCUUAGGGACUACUUUUCUACACAAUUGUACAAAAUUUAUUGCUUGGUAGAGAGUCUGUCCCUCUAGAUUUUAGCGAUACGAUAUUUUGAUGAAAUCGUUAUUUUUAUUAGCUGGUAUAGCGAUGGUUUUGUACAAAAUUCAUGUGACCAUAUUUUUAGGUAGCUAUAGCGGUUUCGUCCUAGUAAGUUUCGAACUAGUCCUUAAAUUAUCACAAUAAUUGUGAAACCUAUCAGAUUAAUGAUUGAUCAUGUGUAAAAACUAUGGAAAGAUGAUGAUGUAAAUGAAUUUCUGAAUUUGUAGAUAAUGUACAAAAAUUGUAGUUAAAUGAAUUAUUUAAGAGUACUAAGUUGAAUUUUAUAAUCAUAUCAUAUUAAAGGUACCACUUUCCAUUCGAAUAUAUCACACAGAUAUUCUUUUGAAUACACACAGAUAUUCGAUAUUGUACUAUUUGAUUUUGUCAUUUGGUGCUAAAGUUAAUGUAUCGAAUUCCUAUCCGUCGAUUUGUUUUUACAGCUCUUAAAAGUAUUAAAGCUUGACUGCGUUUUGUUUAGCAUCCAUUUUAUUUAGUCCUCCAUUCUGCUUUUAUAUUUCUACUUUAACGUUUGUUCGCCAUCGUAAAAUUGAGCAUUUCGUUUGUAUUGUAAAUGGAAAAUAUUAUUCGGUCGUCAAAAAUGUUGUUUUUGUUUUUAUCUGUUUAUUUAAUUUAAGUGAAUAACUAUUUAUUUUUUAUUCGAUUUUAUUGUUUCAUUUUGUAUUAUAUCGAGAGUU
This is a messenger RNA of Helicoverpa armigera (cotton bollworm), 3007 nucleotides long. RefSeq lists its product as uncharacterized. NCBI's taxonomy places the organism in Eukaryota, Metazoa, Arthropoda, Insecta, Lepidoptera, Noctuidae. The coding region runs from base 495 to 2000 and encodes 501 amino acids. The transcript is spliced from 8 exons. The record is from RefSeq and is a predicted model, not a curated record.